AUGGGUGUUUUACUGUCGAGCUUAUCAUCCAUUCGUCCGCACCUGGAUGCACCUUUCUGCCGUAGCCUGCAUCACUCCAGACGGUCGUUGCCGAAAGUGGGUCAGCCCCAAGGAGAUGACAACAACUUUGCUCAGCACACCGGCAUCCGACUCGACGCCCGCAAAUUCGAACCCAUCGUGCACGACCAUCAGUUUUGCGAAAGAGCCGUCAUCAACCUGAGAACCUUGAACCAGUUCCCAGACACUUUGCUGGGUGAUCCAGCAAGACGGAUCAGGUACUUUGAUCCGUUGCGAAACGAGUACUUCUUUGACCGGAAUCGGCCGAGUUUCGAUGCCAUUUUGUACUACUACCAGAGUGGAGGACGACUGCGGCGGCCGGUCAAUGUUCCACUGGACGUGUUCGCAGAGGAAAUCAAGUUCUACGAACUGGGCGAAUGCGCCACUUCGAAAUUCAGUAAGAUGAGGAACGAGGGGUUCAUCAAGGAAGAAGAGAAGCCGCUGCCGGACAACCCGUUCCAGCGCAAGAUCUGGCUGCUGUUUGAGUACCCCGAGAGUUCGCAGCACGCGCGGGUCGUGGCCAUAGUCAGUGUGUUCGUGAUCCUCUUGUCGAUUGUGAUAUUUUGCCUGGAGACUCUGCCGGAAUUCAAGCACUACAAGGUCUUCAACGACACGCUGCGCAACAAGACCCGGAUCGAGGAGGACGAGGUGCCCGACGUGAAGGAUCCCUUCUUCCUCACAGAGACUGUCUGCAUUGUCUGGUUCAGUUUUGAGUUGAUGGUGCGACUGUUGGCGUGUCCAAACAAGUUCAACUUCUUCCGCGACGUGAUGAACAUCAUCGACUUGAUCGCCAUUGUUCCCUACUUCAUCACACUGGCCACGGUGGUGGCCGAGGUGGAGCGAGAGGAGCAGCUCAAGCAGCAGAUGGUCGCGUCCGGGGCACCACCCGAAACUGGCCACCUGGAAGUCAAGGUGACGCCAUUGGGAAGGGACGGUGCAGGAAACCAGGCCAUGUCACUGGCAAUUUUGAGGGUCAUCAGGCUGGUGAGAGUGUUUCGAAUCUUCAAAUUGUCCAGACACUCCAAGGGCCUUCAGAUCCUCGGACGCACGCUCAAGGCUUCCAUGCGAGAGCUCGGCUUGCUCAUAUUUUUCCUCUUUAUAGGCGUAAUUCUGUUCUCGAGCGCGGUUUACUUUGCCGAGGCCGGCACGGAGAAAUCCUUUUUCAAGUCGAUCCCAGACGCGUUCUGGUGGGCCGUGGUUACUAUGACAACUGUCGGCUACGGCGACAUGAGACCCGUGGGAGUCUGGGGCAAGAUCGUCGGAUCGUUAUGUGCCAUUGCUGGUGUCCUCACAAUUGCUCUUCCGGUGCCCGUCAUUGUCUCCAACUUCAACUAUUUCUACCACCGGGAAACGGACCAGGAAGAAAUGCAAUCCCAGAACUUCAACCACGUGGGAUCCUGUCCUUACCUGCCGGGAACUGUUGGGCAGCAGUGUAAAGAUUCAAUAUCGGAUUGUUCUUCGGACAUGAUGGAGCUGGAAGAAGGAGUGCUGUUGUCUCAAGUUGACCUGAGUCCUGUGAAAAAGUCCAACCACAAUCCGUAUUCAGGUGCUGCUGCUGGUGUGGGUCAUCGCAGCACGGGACUCCCUGGUGCUCCCAUGUUUGCUGUGGAGACUGAUGAAAGAGGGCUUUAUGCUGGAGGCAUCGCGGAAGAAGAUGCGAGCAGCAGUUGAGCAAUAAAAUGAAACAGGGCUUGCAAAAUAUUGGCAAGUGCCGCUUUUUGUGGAGCCUGGGGAAGUCUCAGCAAUGCUCAAGGAGGGCGGAAUCAUCAUCUCAUUUUCUGCUUGUGAUUCUGUUUGAGAUGGAUCAUCGAGAACGAGGGUAAUCUUGUUCGAAUCAUGCAUUUUUGCCCAGCAAAAAAAAAAAAAGGAAGAAGAGAAAUAAUACGUUGGAAGGUCACAUAUGAUGAUGUGUGCAGAGAAAGAAAAAAAAAAGAAGCUUGCCUUCCAAGGAUUUUUUUUUCUUUUGGCAGGGGAGUAAAUUGAAUAAAAAUUCCUCAUAUACGUACAUUCGGUUGAUGAUGAUGAGGAAUUUGUUUUUUGCUUUGUUUUUGGGGGAGAAGUUAUAUACAUUCCUAUGUGCAUGUUUAUUAGGUUGUGUGUUUGUUCUCUUGGAAUUUUUGCUGUGUCCGCUUUUUUUGCUGCUUAUUUUGCGGACUGACUCAUCUCAAGGCAACUGUGAACCACUUGAAAGCGAAAAGAAAAAGCGAAAAAAAAACUAUUCAUAUCAAUGGAUUCAUGCCAUAUCUUCGGAAUGGAAUUUCCUCCAGAACCAGUUCUGCACUGUGGUGUAUAAGAACAAGCACAUUCAAUCAAUCAAUCAAUCAAUCUUUUUCUCUGUGGUCCUGCAUUAUUUAUGCCCGGAAAUUUGCUGUAUCAUGGUGGAAAACUUUGCCUUUCAACUUCUCCUAUUUACUGUGAAGCCGUAUUUUCCGCCAGAUGUCAUUGCUGAUGCAUGUUCUUCUGCAAAAAAUGUUCAUUCGCACAUCAAAGUUACCAUUUGCUGAAUUGCUCUGUGAGUUUUUGCUACCUGCAUAUAUUUAUCAUCGGUUGUGCUGCUCAGAUUUUUUUUUUAAUAGCACUGUUACCUUUUCAAAAUAAGCUGAGGAGUUGUUCCACAAUUUUUUUCAAUGAAUUGAGCUCAUGUAUGUCAUCAACAGCUUCACGCGUACGUGUUUUUUUUUUCAGAUAUAUCCGCGAUUCGUUUAAUUUGAAAUUGUGAUAGAAACAAUAUCAAAUGCUUAUACAUAAUCGUAUUUUCUUAUAUAUAUCCGGGUAAAAGGAGAAAAGAGUUGUUCGACCUUUCCUUCCAUAAAACAUUCUCUUAUAUGCAUCUGAGGCUUGAAUAUAUACAUGAGUGCGUAUUUUUAUAGCGAUGUUGCUGUUUCGACUUGGCAGUGCAUCUUUGUUUGGCUGCCAUUUUAGGCUCUUGAGUCAAUGCAUUGAUUUUUUUGUUGAGAGUUUAUUAUUGUUGAGAAAUUCGGACGAAUCAGGUGUCGUAGUGUGUGUAUUUACUUAUGUAUAGCUAAGAGUUUCUCAAUUCUGAUGAUGAUGAUGAUGGGGGUGGGGGGUAAGAAAAAGAAUUGGCUCAUGAUUGUAUCUCGCGUCAGCAUUCUUUUAGCUCUAAUAGCUGUUGCUUCAUCAACGUGACUUGUUGCAGAUUUGAUGAGUGAACAGUAUUUUACAUUUUUACUUAUAGCUUGAGGACUGAUGGCGGAAAAAGUGCUCUGUAUGCUCAUUCGGAUUUUAGAAGAUUUGCAUAUAUAUAAAUUCGGGGAUUUUCUUGAAUUGAUUUUUUAUCGCAGAUUUCAGACUAUACUGUACACGUGUAUUGUCACACAAGAAGAACGAGGUGUUGAGGCGUCUUACAGGCAAUAGUUUUGCAAUUCAUGUGCUUAUAAAUUCAGCUCAAUUUUUCCCUUGGUGAUCAGCAUUGCACUUCAAUGGACAGAGGGAUGGUAUUGGUGAAGAGAAAAAAAAGCAGAUCUUGCAUUUAUAUAUAUAUAUAUAGAUGACUAUGUUAUGGAAACUCUUGAAUGUAUAUUUGUCUCAAAUAUUUCUCAUUGUCAUGCAUGCAGAAAAAAAGCCGUUUUGAAAUAAUUGAAUUGCAAUGCUGAACAUGAAGAAGAUAGACAGAUGCUAUUUUAUCCUACAAAAAUGUAUGGUUUUCUAGCUACUGAUGUUUUCUUGCACUUCUUUGUUGGCUGUGAUGCACCUGUCCAUAUGGAAGUUUUUCCUCUUGCUUAACUAAUGUUUCAAUCUGUUCACAUUAUUCUAUAUAGAUCUUUCUGCCACAAGUAGUGAUACUUUGUGAUUGUCCUUGGGCCAUGUUUCCUUGGGGGAGUUGAAUCUUUUGUCUAAUCGAUGCCAUUUCCUGGUGGACUGCUGAGUAAUGAAGAUGAUGAGGACCAUGAAAAA
Messenger RNA from Notodromas monacha, 3972 nucleotides. The record is from the annotation of a GenBank genome assembly. Lineage: Eukaryota; Metazoa; Arthropoda; Ostracoda; Podocopida; Cyprididae.